This is a messenger RNA of Blumeria graminis f. sp. triticale, 1176 nucleotides long. The record is from the annotation of a GenBank genome assembly. Lineage: Eukaryota; Fungi; Ascomycota; Leotiomycetes; Helotiales; Erysiphaceae.
AUGGGAAAAUCCUCGAAAGAUAAACGAGAUGCGUAUUACAGACUUGCUAAGGAGCAGGGCUGGCGUGCUCGCAGUGCAUUCAAGCUCCUGCAACUGGAUGAGGAAUUCGAUCUUUUCAAAGGAGUGUCCCGCGUCGUUGACCUUUGUGCAGCACCAGGGAGCUGGAGCCAGGUUCUUUCGCGUGUCCUCAUACAGGGAGAAAAGUUUGGGAGAGCGGCGUGGGAGGAUGAGGCACAGAAGUCACGUCAGGAACUGCUCGGUAUUUUUGGUACUCGGCGUAUAGACAAGCAAAAUUAUAUUACGCCUCAAUCACAACCCCGUGGAGAUAUUAAAAUUGUGGCUAUCGAUUUACAGCCCAUGAGCCCUCUCCAAGGAAUUAAAACUCUCCGCGCUGAUAUAACCCAUCCUGCAACCUUGCCGUUACUUCUAAGUGCAUUAGAUCCUACAUAUAGCUCUUCGUCGAAUUCUCAGCACGCCUCAAACCCAGUCGAUCUUGUACUUUCUGAUGGAGCACCCGAUGUCACUGGGCUGCAUGAUUUAGACAUUUAUAUUCAAUCCCAACUUCUAUUUGCUGCUCUUAACAUGGCGCUUUGCGUCCUUAGACCAGGUGGAAAGUUUGUAGCAAAAAUUUUCCGAGGCCGAAAUGUUGAUUUGCUGUUUGCACAGCUGAAAAUAUUUUUUGAGCGUGUCAUUGUUGCCAAGCCAAGAUCGAGUAGAGCAAGCAGUAUCGAAGCUUUUAUUGUCUGUCUCAACUUUUCACCGCCAGAAAAUUUUAAACCUAGCCUAAAAGAACCCAUCGGAGCUGGAGAUAGUUUGAUGAACCUUAUUAAGUCGCAAGCUGAACAGAGACCAAUAUUCUCGAUGGCUUUGCUCCAAAAUCCACUUACCAGCCAAUGGUCAUUACCUGUUGAAAAUCCCAUAGCGAAGAACAAAAGCGAUAGAGGGCGACCUAGCCUUGAGGAGCAUCAAUCUAAUGUUGUUAAAGAUGGAAGGUGGAUCGCUCCUUUUUUGGCCUGUGGAGAUCUCUCAGCAUUUGAUGCGGACGCGUCAUACAUUCUCCCUAAGGAUCGUAUUGCAUUGGAUCCUAUUCAACCUCCAACAGCACCUCCAUAUAAGCGCGCACUCGAAAUGAGAAAAAUUGCUGGCGGUGCAUAUGGAAAAACGGCUUGUAGCUGA